ACGUGGAAGGAAGAGAUGCGUGAAAGAGCGUGCGCCAUGUGCUUGUGUGCAGUGGGUUGACUGUUUGUUUGAUAAGGAAACCCGAGCGGAAAGCAGAGAUGUUCCUCUCUUCUAUAUAUAACCUCAUCUCACGGAUCUUGCUUGCUUCUCUCCCUCUCUCACUUCCCUGUAAUAUUUUAUUCUCUUCCAUUGACAUGCUCUUGCCAACUACUAUAUAUAUAUAUAUAUAUAUAUCUAUAUAAGCCCUGCACUUCACCGUCAUUUCAAACAGUGCUGCCAUCCACGUACUAGCUCAUUCAUUCGGCCAUGGCCUCUUGGAAGAAGACCAUCACGUCCCCCUUCAGAAAAGCCUGCACUUUCUUUAACAACCAGCCCACCAGGGAUCACAAGAAUUCUCAAGCAGGGCAAGAUAACAGAAUCAUGGAUCUGCAAGGUGAAGUCAUGGCGUGUGGCUAUGAAGACGUUCAAGUUAUGUGGUCUAUCCUGGACAAGUCCAAAUCCACGGCCUGCAAUAUAACCUCUUCAUGACCCCCCCCACCCCGGGGAGAUUAGCCUAUGAUUUCGGAAUUACAUCAUACUUGCUCGCUGGCUGGCUUUUAGAAUCUGGCGUGAUUGUAAUUGUGUCUGAACAAAAUGAAAACAAGUUUGAUUUAUAUGUGCAGGCUCUUGGUAGGCUUGGGUCGGCGGCUCCAUCUCCUAAGACGGUGGUGGAGAUUCACUCUCUUUAAGUUUUGGACGUCACAGUGUUAUUUAUAGGGAAUCCCCGUGACUGGUGAUCAAAAGGUCAUGGCGAGAUUUUUAAUGAAAAUAGAUUAGAUUCUUUUCUCUCUGCUUUCGCAUCUCCCUCUAAUUUUAUGGCCCAAGCUUCUUUUUUCAUACUUCUGAGAAGCCCAUAUGUCCUACCUUAUACCUUAAAAGUUAGAAUUAAGUGUUCAUCGUACUCUGGUUAUCUUUUUUUUUUUUUUUGGGUCAAGACACUGGUAUAAUUCAAACUGAUCGCCGGAAUGAUCCUAUAUGUCAACUGCCAAGAAAUACGCGACAGUUAGUCAAGAUCACGAACUAGACGAUAUGAUUUUCAAAGGGAAGCUUAAUGGAAAAGGACGAAUCUAGUGUCAUUUAUAAAUAGCAGUAUGGAUGCAGCCGUUCAAUCGCACUCUGCUUUUCUGCUUCAAGCCAUGUAACCUGCGAUACCAGAAUCAAGAAAGUGAUCACAAGAUUGGAGAUAUUCCAACUCCUGUUUUUUGUCAAGCAGGCCUCGGGGGAAGAUCGGAUUUUGGCAUAACAAGCAAAUCGAGGAUAACGGCUAGUUAAUUGAGAAAUUACCCAAUGGCUAGUUUUAAAUGCAUCUAUGCAAGGGAUGGAAGAAAAACAGGACACAAGAAAAAAAGGGGAAAGUAUUUUUUAUUUAAGGAUAUAUAAUAUUUUUUUGCUAUAUUAUACUUAUCUAUACUCCGUUUAUAUUUAUCCCGCGCACAAGCCAAUUUUAGUCUCCCUAAAACAGGCAAUUGGAGUCAAACCGAAUAAGCCCAAACUAAGUGCUCAUAGACAUACCAUUCCAUUUACCUCGUAUCUCUUUGUAUAUCUACCUAAAAAAGUUGGAGCCUGAUGUUUCGUAACAUUUCCUUUCUUCCCAUCGUAGUAGAGUAUCAUAUCACGACAAUGAUAUUUGUAUGCAUUUAUUUUAAUUUUCUUCUAAGUUUUCCUUCCCUCUCAUUGUAUUUAUCUUUCUUUGGUGUAUCAAAUUCUAAUUCAAGUGCGGUCAACCCAUAUUUACCUCGUCCAUUGCACAAAUAAUAACAUAUGGAGUACAAGUUUCCUA
Molecule: messenger RNA, 1819 nt
Organism: Prosopis cineraria
Lineage: Eukaryota; Viridiplantae; Streptophyta; Magnoliopsida; Fabales; Fabaceae
Exons: 2
Coding region: 307-528 (73 amino acids)
Source: RefSeq, a predicted model, not a curated record